AUGCGCGGGGCGGUGCCGGGCGGCGAGGCGGCGGCCGGCGCCGCGGACGGCCGCCCGGGCGGCGCGGAGGGCGGGCAGGCGGCGGUGGUGCGGCUGGAGAGAGUGGACGGCCUCGCCGAGGAGCUCAUCAAGACCAUCCAGGACGCACAGGCGCAGUUCCACCGGGAGAGGGACGCGGUGGUGCUGGAGUUCGAGGCAUCGAGGGUGCAGCUCCACACGGAGUACUCCCAGAGCUGUCUCGGAUCGCAGGUCCUGGGCCGCCCCAUGGCUCUGCCGCUGGUGUACGCACCCGCGCACAGGGGGGACAGUGUGCCGCCUUGGUCAGAUGUGGCGGCCAAGGACCGCGAGAUCGCGCAGCUCAAGGCACAGCUCAAGGCGGCCAGCGCCCCUGCCGUGGGCGAGGGAGCCAGCGAUGCUGAAGACCCCCAGGGACGGCUUGCAGAGAUUGCUUCGCUCCUCCGUGCCUUGGGCUCAAGCACCGACCCAGCCAUCAUGGGCGCGCGGGAGGCCCUGUCCAAAGAACGGGAGGCCAUCAAGCUGCGCAUCGUUGAGGCGAAGCCAUUCGCGGGCCAGCUCCACCACUAUACCACCCGCAUCGACGCGCUCGUGCAGGCGAAGGACAAGCGCCAGGCCGCGCUGCAGGACCUGCAGGAGCAGCGCAAGCGCCUGGAUGACAGGAUCACCGAGACAGAGGGCCAGAUCGCUGAGAUCACGGCCGAGGUGCAGGAGCUUGAGGCGCUGCGCUGGAAAGUCUCGGCCAAGGCACCCACGGCUGCACCUGGCGAGUGCUCCCUGCGCGCGCUCGUGCCCGCAGUCGACAUUUCGGUCGAGAAGAUGGGCGAGAUGCUCCAGGGCCUGGGCGCGGACGACCAGCUCGCGCAGUCGGUGGCCACGGUCUUCAGCCAGCUGCGCGCGCUCGCGGACAAGGCAGCUGCAGCAGAGUCGGACGCAUCGCCAGCACCAGGGCAACCUGAAGGAGGCAGCUCCAGCGCAGCUGCGCCUAGUGGACCCGCAGACAUGCCGUCGGCGGGACAGCAGCAGGAGGCGCAAGCCAGGCCUGUCCCCAUGGACACAGACGACCUGGACGAGUUGCGGGAGUUUCUGCGCAAUGCCACGGGCGAGGACCCUCCGCAGGAGGAGGCGCAGGUCAGGGAGGCCAUCAAGCGAAUGGCCAAUGCGAUGGGGACACUUCAGGACAAAGCGGCUUUCGGCCUCGCCUACCUGGUAAAGUUCAUGUUAGUCUUCUGGUUGGUGAAGUUUUGGACGGACAUCAACCUCAUCUACGACAUCCUGCUGAGGAGCAUCAUGGCGAUGACCAGCGACUCCCUGAGCUACAGAAUACAGCGCGCCAUCACGGGUUUCAUGGUGUAUGGACUGCGGCCGCACCCGCGGGCCGAGGCGGCACUUGCGGAGGUGGGUUGUGCCAGGUUCCCGCCCAGACGGCAAUGGGCACGCGUGAAGCAGCUAAUCGAUCAAGCUUCAGAUGGUGUGACCUUGGCCGCGGCGUGGGAUGGGGUUAUUGCUACGAUGGAGCAUGAGAUCCUCAACCGCAAUGACAUAAUGGACAUGACGCAGCGGGGACUCUAUCACGGCCGAGCUGGCCCAGACCAAUGGGUAUGGAAGCGAGUGCAGGCAGUCGUACCACCGAGACCGAAGCGGUUGAGCGCCUACCAGCAGUAUGGCAAAUGGUGUCGGCAUCUACGCUCCACAUACACACGAAUGCACACGGCCCUCCAGCGCAUAAUGGAGGAAGCAGAUGCGAACCGUUUUCCCGCAAGACUAUUGCCAGACAUUUACGGCCAGCACGGACACUACGUCAACAGCCUGGGCAGUCUUGACCAAGGUCUGGCCAAGGAGCAGCGGUUGUUCGCGCAACUCAGUCGGGACCUUCAGGGUUUCUUCGCGCGAGUUGUACGUACUGACUGGGUUGGGCCGCUGCUUGAUUAUGAAGAUCGACUCCAGCUCCACAGUCUGCACGACAGGUUUUAUGAGCCUGACUUCCUAGACAGGAUAGACCAAGCCCUGGACAAGGUGAAUCGCGUGACGGAGGCCAUACGCAAGUUUGCUGGCAUCGAAUGGGCGCAGUGGGCCAAGCAGGCAUUUCAAAAUGGGGCUGGCAAAGCGCACAGGUACACCAGGGUGCGCGAGCUACAAGAGACGUUGCAGUAUGCCGAGAAGGAGGUCUUCGAGGAGCGCGACGCGCUGCACGGUGACACAGCCAGCGCGCGGUCCAGUGACGUGGUCACCGUCAACGCUGGAGGGCGGCUCUGCACCGUGAAACGCGAGACGCUCUGCGUGUGCCAGGGCUCCUUCCUGGCCGAGCUCUUCAGCGGUCGCUGGGAGAGGCAGCUGCAGAAAGACGCCCAGGGCAACGUCUUCCUCGACGUCGACCCCGCCAUCUUCGAUCUGCUGCUCCAGUUCCUGCGAGACAAGAAGAUAGAGACACCGGACCGGCCCGCGGCGUCGCCCAGCGUCCCGAGGGAGGACCUGCCGCACUUCCAGGCCGUGGUCGACUACCUCGGCCUGCGGCCGUACGUCAAGGUGCCGGGCCUGGGCCCCGAUGGCUGGGGGGCGCCCGCGCCAGCCCCAACGACGCCGCCCCCCCGAGCGGCGUCGGCGGUGGCCACGCCGGCCGCGGAGGACCCUCGCGGCGCCUCCAUCCUCGAGGCCGCCGGCUCCUUCCUGGCGUCCCGCCUGCCCGCGUUCGCGGGCGGCGCAGCGCUGGGCGGUGCCGACGCGCCCGCGGCGGCGGCCGCUGACGCCGCCGGCCUCGGCGCCGGCGCGGCUGGCGCCGGCGGGGCGGAUGCCCCCCCGGAGGGCCAGCCCGCGAAGGUGGUCGGCUGGUCGCAGCGCUUCGCCCAUCCGGCGGUGCGCCGCGGCGACACGGAUGCGGAGGUCUCCAGGGUCCUGCCCCGGGGAGCUGCCGUGGCCGUCGCCCUCGUCGGGGACACCAGCGCCCAGGGCGUGGCUGCCGCCGUGCGCUCCACGCGCGGCUUCCAGAGCGGCGUGCACUACUGGGAGGUGCAGGUGCAGGCCGGCUCAGACCCGUCGCACGUUGGCCUCGUCUCCGCCGACUGGGCCUCCGUCCACGCCCCCGUGGGGUGCGCUCCGCAGUCCUGGGGCCUCGCCUCCAACGGGGUCGUCUACGCGUGCGGCGAGAGGAGAGCCGCGCUGCCCGUGACGUACGGCACGGGGAGCACCGUCGGCGUGCUGCUGGAGCUGGGCGCGCCAGGCCAGCGGACCGCCGACCUCUUCGUGGACGACCGGCGCUUCGCCGGGGCCUUCCGCGACCUCCCGGAGACGGUCUACCCGGCCGUGUCCAACAUGCGUGCGCCGGCCAGAUACCGCCUCGUCUGCGACGCGGACCCCCCCGACGUCGAGGGCGAGCCCCUGCCCGGCGCGGCG
Prorocentrum cordatum is the source of this 3405-nucleotide messenger RNA. NCBI's taxonomy places the organism in Eukaryota, Dinophyceae, Prorocentrales, Prorocentraceae. The record is from the annotation of a GenBank genome assembly.